AGUGCGCGUGUGCAUUACAUCAAUUAUCCCUUGCACUCCUAAACAACGCUUUUUUUGUACUUUGGCAAUGAGUAAAGUCUACAAAAUGCAGUCCGCUGGGCUUUCUCUCAUCACUAUUUUUGGUCGUGAGUGCAAACGCCAACCGGAUGCUUCACGUUUAUACAUCCGGUAAAAUAUCAUGCUCAUUGGUCUGUCUGUGAAAGAACCAUAAACGCCAAGGCUACCGCUGUAUUAUGGAAGAUGAAGAGGUUUGCGAAAGUUGGGAGGAAGCUGCAGACAGCGGGGAAAUUGUGAAAAGACUUGAGGCAAAGUUGAAGAUAAGCCAGAAAGCAAAGAAAGCAAGCAUCAGCUCAGGUAGCUCCCCCAUACGAACUGCCAUGGUUAUCCAGGAUGAAUCUCUACCUGCAGCCCCCUCACCUCAAAUCCGAAUUCUGAAGCGCCCCUCAAGUAAUGGUUCCUUGGAGUCCUCUGGUUCAUCCAACCGCCUCACCCAGCAGCCGAAGUCACUGGCCCAGCGGGAGGCAGAGUAUGCUGAGGCCCGCAGGAGGAUUCUGGGUAGUGCUAGCUCUGAAGAAACGCCUCAGGACAAACCCAGGCCAGAAAGACCAGUGCGAGUGAGUGCCCAACCACCACAGCCAGAACUGGUUAGUCUGAACAAUCACAUGAUCCGCCAACCCACAGGCCCAGACGGUACCUCAGGCUUCCGUCGCUACAGAUAGAGGAGGAUCCAUAGUCUCUUCUUGGGGGCAUGGUGUGCAGAGGACAAAGGGGAGGUAACAUGCCUGCGCGGAGGGUUGCGUCAGAUCUCCUGUCUGUCCCACACUGACCAGGGCUUUGCCUCAGGACUCCAUACACUGUGAUAUCUCCCAUGAUUCACCCUAAGCUUCCCAAUGCCCCUCUCAGUGCCCCUUUUCUGUUGAGGACCAGGGUCUUCCAGGGUUCGCGGCAUGCCCACCUUGCCCUCCAGGUGAAUGACAGACUGAGUCUGUGGGACUUCAAGGUGGCCAGGGGAAAGUUGGGAAUGAACCUAUCGACAGACAUGUGUGGAUGAGGGCCAUGGAUAGAGCAGGGGAGUGACAAGGUGCCACUACGACGUAUUCAAGCAAUAAUUCUGAAAUCAAUAUGAAAACCCGGCUUCUCUAUCUAAACUGCCAUCUGCCUGGGCAGUAUAUGUUAAUAUUUGUUUUAUGUUUUUAAUUAAAUUUUUUAUACAUUUCCUGGUUUUAUUUUCCUGUUUUUAAAAACUGGGCAGGAACUGAAGGGUACAUUUGGAAUUAUUAGGUUAAUGUCUUUCUUGCAUCUAGAUGCUUUUGUUUAUUAAUCUGUUUUUUUUAAAGUGGCAAUGUUAUACAGUAGAAGAAAAACAAAUGAUAUAAUAUACAAUUUAGUGAAGCUGAAUGUUUUUAUAGGAUCUUAUACACAUGGUCAUUGAAAGUAGUAGCCAUUAUUAAAAUAUACUAAGUAUAUGUUGAGAUUAGAAUAAAAUACUGUAUUUUAUAGACAGCCAAAAAGUAAUCCUGAAAAAUAUUCAAACUGAGUGGCCCUGUUGCUUCUUGUGCAGAGAGACGACCAAGAAAGAGGGGCCACAGAUUUUUAUUUAAUUUUUUUGUGAUUAAGAGUUGUUUGAAUAGGAAGCCAUUGGCUGGAGGAGUUUAACUUUUAAGCAGUGUCUCUAUUCUGUUCAGUCUUUCUUUUUGUCCCUCUCCAGGGUUGCCUUACUUGGAGAGAGGAUGAUAAAGACAAGUUGGAAUAAAAACUACAAUAGAGUGAGAGAUUGAUGAGGAUGUUGCAAUUUGCUUGGUUAGAAGGCAAUGUUAUUAAGUAGAGUGCCAAAGUUGAACAGAAACCCAAUUUUCCCCAGCGGAGGUGGGACAUGUCAUAGCUUUUAAUCUGUCUAGUUUUGUUAAUGAAAUGACAAACUACAGAUUGGCUGUUUUUAAACUAUACUAAAUGUGUAAACUCAAUGCCUUAAAUUCUUUGGUUUCAUAUUGGACCCCACAGUUACCAAGGCACCUCAGGUUAAUGCUCUUGGAUGCUGUGAUUUUUAAUUUUAUGUUCUCACCUUUAACUCCCUUUGCCUCUCAUGUCUGUUAUUUGGCCAGCCUAAGAACCCCAGGAAGGUGGUUUUGUUGGCCCCUCUCUCAGGGAGGUUUUAAUGCUGGACAAGCUAAAUCAUGGGUCUCACCAGAGGUGGUGACUGACUGGACUUGUUGUAUAGCCUACUUUGUGAAGAAAGUCCCAUACGGUAACCUCUUUUGGGAGUAUACCUAAAGUAUGUUACAUCUGGGCCACUUGAAAAGUAAUUUUAACCUUAUCCUUUAUUAGGAUUAUUGAUCAGAGCUGGCUAGACAGUUGAAAGCAAUAUGGUGGCGAAACGCAGGUGUAUUGUAUAACCCCCUGAGUGCGGUUUCCACACCUGCCAGAUCAGAGAUUAGCCUGGAAAAGGAAGGGAGCAGACCAUGGAGGAUUCUGAUCCUCCUGAUCAGUGUUGGGUUUAAUUCAGAAAGUGAAUUAAUAUAAUUAAGUCCAUAUGAAUUGUAAACUGAAUUGACCUCACCCCUGCAUUUGAGCCUGCGCAGCUCCAGUAACCAUCGGUUAUGGGUGACAAUGAAGAGAUGAGGAUAGUCUCAUGUGGAAACAUGGAAAGACAAACACAUUAGCCUGUAAUUUUUUUUUCAUGCCCUUUAAUAAAAACCUAUUGACAAGCGAAACACAAAAUUGCAAAUAUGUUUGGUGUACAGCAUUUUAUUUAUAAAAUGGGAUAUGUUCAUGGAGUAACUCAUAUUAGUAGUUUUACAGAUGCAAUGUAUAGCUGAGAAUUGAACCGUAAACGGCCCAUAACUCAAUGUCUACAGGAUGCAUUUCAAAUGCAUUUGAUUAUAGAAUUCUUAAACAAUCAUAUGUGAAUGACAUUCUGCACAACUGACAAAUUUAAUUGCAUUUCAGAAAUGCUUAAUGUGACCAUGGUUGUCAAUGUUAAGUUCCCAAUGAGCUGUGCUUUUGAAGUUCUAUUCAGGUACAAAACAUUUACUUUCAGUUAGGCUAAUGCUUGAAAUUAUUCAAAUUGAAACCGUGGCAGUAACAACUCCAUCCAUGUAUGAUUAAAUGUUCCCUAAUUUUAUUGGGCUGUUGUAGCACAAUUAGAUUGUUUUCCUUCAGAGAACUUUCCAGUGAGAAAAUAGCCUUUAAUGCAGUAAGCACUUGACAUGUCUUAUUACAAACCUGAGGAUGAUCUAUAAAUGUCUGUCAUCCUAAUGUAUGUCUCCUUGGUUGUAAUUUACAGUAACUGUCCUGUCUAGCCUAAUGUCCUGGAUACAUUGCUUCUGUUAUUUUUUGUUUGAAUAAACUGCAGUAAUUAGAACUUA
Oncorhynchus keta (chum salmon) is the source of this 3365-nucleotide messenger RNA. Its product is annotated as SUZ domain-containing protein 1-like. Bases 234 to 719 code for a protein of 161 amino acids. The transcript is spliced from 5 exons. Lineage: Eukaryota; Metazoa; Chordata; Actinopteri; Salmoniformes; Salmonidae. The record is from RefSeq and is a predicted model, not a curated record.